This is a messenger RNA of Tachyglossus aculeatus (Australian echidna), 2191 nucleotides long. RefSeq names its product transmembrane protein 115 (gene TMEM115). The record is from RefSeq and is a predicted model, not a curated record. The transcript has 2 exons. The coding region runs from base 231 to 1289 and encodes 352 amino acids. Lineage: Eukaryota; Metazoa; Chordata; Mammalia; Monotremata; Tachyglossidae. Gene Ontology annotation, biological process: retrograde vesicle-mediated transport, Golgi to endoplasmic reticulum. Gene Ontology annotation, cellular component: Golgi apparatus; membrane.
CGUCGGGGCGCAGGCGCAGCCGGCCUGUUUGUCGGAGGCCCGGAGGAGCGGCCGCCGAGGAGAGCGGAGGGAAGCGGCCCGAAGGCCCGGACGGGGACGGUCGGCGCGCGGGCCGAUCGGGAUUGAGGGCAUAAGCGCCCGGCCGGGCUCGGCGUAAAUGGGGGAAGCCGCCCCCUGAGGCCCGGCCCAGGGCGGGACCUCCCCCUUUCCGGCCCCUUUGCGACGGGAAGAUGCACCGCUCCCUCCCCAUAGCCCGGCAGCACCUGGGGGUCGCCCUGGCCAGCGCCAGCGUGGUGGUGAAGGCCCUGUGUUCCGCCGUGGUGCUGCUCUACCUGCUGUCCUUUGCCGUGGACACGGCCCUGGGCCUGGCCGUCACCCCCGGCUACCUCUUCCCGCCCAACUUCUGGAUCUGGACCCUGGCUACCCACGGACUGGUGGAGCAGCACGUCUGGGACGUGGGCGUCAGCCUGGCCACGGUGGUAGUCGCCGGGCGGCUCCUGGAGCCGCUCUGGGGAGCGCUGGAGUUACUCAUCUUUUUCGUAGUAGUGAAUGUGGCCGUGGGGGUCCUGGGGGCCUUUGCCUACCUGCUCACCUACAUGGCGUCCUUCAACCUGGCCUACCUGUUCACGGUCCGCAUCUCCGGCAUGCUGGGCUUCCUGGGUGGCGUCCUGGUGGCCCUUAAGCAGACCAUGGGGGACAGUAUCGUCCUGAAGGUGCCGCAGGUACGGAUGAAGGUGGUCCCGAUGCUGCUGCUGCUGUCCCUCGUGCUCCUGCGGUUAACCACCCUGGUGCAGAGCAACGUGUUGGCCUCUUACGGCUUCGGGGUCCUCGCCAGCUGGAUCUAUCUCCGCUUUUACCAGCGACACAGCCGAGGACGCGGGGAUAUGUCGGACCACUUUGCCUUUGCCACCUUCUUCCCCGAGAUCCUUCAGCCCGUCGUGGGGCUGCUGGCGAACCUGGUGCACGGCCUCCUGGUGAAGGCGAAAGUCUGUCGGAAAACAGUGAAGCGGUAUGACGUGGGGGCCCCGUCGUCCAUUACCAUUAGUCUGCCCGGGACAGAUCCCCAGGAUGCCGAGCGGAGAAGGCAACUGGCCCUGAAAGCUCUAAAUGAGCGGCUGAAGCGAGUGGAGGACCAGACGGCCUGGCCCAACAUGGAGGACGAGGACGAUGAGGCCAGUACCAAGGUGGAGAGCCUCCUGCUUGCUGAGAAAAGCCUUGGGCCCUCUGAGAAAGAGGCCGCACCCGAGUCCAGUCUGAUCACCUUUGAGGAAGCCCCCCCACAGCUGUAAUGCCACACCUCACCAACACCUUCCUUCCCCCUAGCCUGGACAGCUGUCUCAGUGGGCUCCUUGAGAUCACCUCCCUUCAGAGCGGGGACCCUUUUCCUCCUAUCUUGGCUGCACUAGGGAACUGACUGCUGUGGGGGGGAGGGGAGGAGAGGUGGGAAUGGGGGAGGGAGGAUCACAGCUACCUUGGCCCCGUGAGAAGGGAAUCCUUUCCGGCCCGAUAGUGCUAAGGCCACACUACUCCGCUCGGCUGUUGCUUUUGUCGUGGGCUCCCUGUCAAACGCACCAGGCUAAGAACAGACUUGCCCGCAGAAGAGUAUUCCAACCAGGGACAGCCCUGGAAGAGGGGGGAGGCCACAGCCCACAUCCGCCUCGGCACUCCGAGGCCAUGCUCAGGGUUAAGGCGGCACCCCUGAGUCGAUCCAUUGGUCUUCAUGGCAGUCAGGUGCAUCUGGAGAUGCUGGCCCCUCCGCUUCCUCCUUCUCCUUCUCCUCUGGAUCCUUCAGUCGUUUAACUGAUCCCAGGUGCUGGAAAAGCCCCUGCCCCCCACAGCGGCUACCAGGCAGAAAUUUGCCAAAAGAAAAACCUGGAGCCCGGGGCCAGGAUUGAUGUUGGGAGGAAAGGGACCCAGCCACUGCUGGGCUGCCCACUGGGGCACAAGUUAGUAUUCAAGUUUGGAUUUUUUGUUUGUCCUUUUGCUGUGUUCGGGUUGGUUGCUUCUGAACUGGCAGAGCUGGAAGGCUGCGAAAGCGUGGUACAUUUGAGGAUGCCCGCAGGGAGCCUCCUUACAGGGGCUUGACACCUUCCAGCAAGGGUCUGAUUCUUUUAAGAAAAAAAAGGACCACAGGAGCAGCUAAGACAGGCCUGGACUCUGUUCUCAAUAAAGCAAUUCUUUGAGGAAUGCC